AUGGGUGGGUGUUUCUCAAAGAAAUCUAUAAAUAAGAAAAGCAGCUCUGCUGGUGAUUUACCUAAUACAGUUCCUAACUUUUUUUUAAAUUCUUAUGAAAAUAUGGAAGGAAGCAACAAAGUAUUUCCAAAUUAUUCUGGUGUAAAUUAUGACAGAAGAAGAUUAUCAGUAAGCCAAAGUGAUCCCGUAAAUGAUUCUGACAUUACUGAUAUACCAAGAGGCAGAGCAGUAUUUAAAGCUUCUUAUAAAGAUUCUCCAAAUUUUAAACCUUCAGAGUUUAAUCCACCCAAUAGGAUUUACAAUGGAGGAAAUAAUAUUUAUAACCAAGGAACAGACAGUUUUGAACUUGGAAAUUCUAGAAGAAGGUUAUCGGUGACGGGAAUGCUUUCUCAAAGGACCCAAGAAACCUUUGAGUCUAAAGCUGAAGAAGUAAUUGGCGAUGAUUCUGGUAACUCUGAACUACAAAGAGGAAUUGGCUAUGUUUGUAGAAAGGGUCUAAAACCUGAGAGCCCUAAUCAGGAUGAUUUCUUUAUAUUAAAAACUGAAAAUUGGGGAUUGUAUGGUGUCUUUGAUGGACAUGGACCGUUUGGACAUGAUGUAAGCAAUUUUAUUCAGAAAGAUAUGCCAGCGUUAAUUUUAAAAGAUAAACAAUGGAAAACUCAUCCACAAGAUGUACUCCACUACGCCUUUAUUAAGGCCAAUCAAAGAUUACAAGAACAUGUUUUAGAGACAAACCAAUUUGACUGUAGCCUUUCUGGAACUACUGCUACGGUAAUUCUUCACUUACCUUUGGAAAACCGAAUUGUUACAGCUCACGUUGGUGAUUCCAGAUCUGUACUUGCAAGAUGGUCGAGAUCAGGAAGAGUUUUAGAAGCAGUGGAUCUUACAAAUGAUCACAAGCCCAAUUCCGAGUCUGAAAAGCGAAGAAUUAUUGCAGCAGGAGGUCAAGUUAAAAGAAUUGAAGGAGACAUUCCCUACCGUGUAUUUAUUAAAGGAAAGAUGUAUCCUGGACUUGCUAUGAGUAGAGCUAUUGGCGACACUCUUGGUUACCAAGCUGGUAUUAUUCCUGAACCGGAUAUAAAUACUUUCCAGAUACAACCAGAAAAAGAUGCAUUUAUUUUGAUUUGUUCUGAUGGUGUUUGGGAGUUCAUUUCCUCUCAAGAAGCAGUUGACAUUAUUGCAGAGGGAGGUUCUUCUGAUGCACAGCUUUCUGCUGAAAAGCUUGCCAGAGAAGCUUGGAGGAGAUGGAUACAAGAAGAAGGCAAUGUUGUUGACGACAUCACUGUUCAGGUUAUUUAUCUUCAUUCCUAA
Molecule: messenger RNA, 1311 nt
Organism: Cryptosporidium ubiquitum
Lineage: Eukaryota; Apicomplexa; Conoidasida; Eucoccidiorida; Cryptosporidiidae
Product: PP2C like protein phosphatase
Exons: 1
Coding region: 1-1311 (436 amino acids)
Biological process (GO): protein dephosphorylation
Molecular function (GO): cation binding; protein serine/threonine phosphatase activity
Source: RefSeq, a predicted model, not a curated record